GCCUGGUUUGAGGAAGGCGAGGAGACAGUCACUGCAUUCGUGGAGCCAUUCGUCAUUCUCCUGAUCCUCAUCGCCAAUGCCAUUGUAGGAGUCUGGCAGGAGAGGAACGCUGAAAACGCCAUCGAGGCCCUGAAGGAGUAUGAACCCGAGAUGGGCAAGGUGUACCGUGCAGACAGGAAAUCUGUGCAGAGAAUCAAGGCCCGGGACAUGGUCCCUGGCGACAUUGCCGAGGUGGCUGUGGGUGACAAGGUGCCAGCCGACAUCCGGCUCCUCUCCAUCAAAUCCACCACCCUGCGUGUGGACCAGUCCAUCCUGACAGGUGAGUCUGUCUCUGUUAUCAAGCACACGGACCCUGUCCCGGACCCUCGCGCUGUCAACCAGGACAAGAAGAACAUGCUCUUCUCGGGCACCAACGUGGCAGCUGGCAAGGCUGUGGGCAUUGUCAUUGCCACGGGGGUGAGCACCGAGAUCGGGAAGAUCCGGGAUCAGAUGGCGGCCACGGAGCAGGAGAAGACGCCACUGCAGCAGAAGCUGGAUGAGUUCGGGGAGCAGCUCUCCAAGGUCAUCUCGCUCAUCUGCGUGGCCGUCUGGCUCAUCAAUAUUGGCCACUUCAACGACCCAGUCCACGGCGGCUCCUGGAUCCGCGGUGCCAUCUACUACUUCAAGAUCGCCGUGGCCCUGGCCGUGGCCGCCAUUCCUGAAGGUCUCCCCGCCGUCAUCACCACCUGCCUGGCCCUGGGCACCCGCCGCAUGGCCAAGAAGAACGCCAUUGUCCGGAGCCUGCCGUCUGUGGAGACGCUGGGCUGCACCUCAGUCAUCUGCUCUGACAAGACCGGCACCCUCACCACCAACCAAAUGUCUGUGUGCAAGAUGUUUGUCGUUGAGAAGGUGGAGGGAGAUGUCUGUUCCCUGAAUGAGUUCAGCAUUACCGGUUCCACCUACGCCCCUGAGGGAGAAGUACUGAAGAGUGACAAGCAUGUGAAGGCUGGGCAGUACGAUGGGCUGGUUGAACUGGCCACUAUCUGUGCCCUCUGCAAUGACUCCUCCCUGGAUUACAAUGAGGCCAAGGGUGCCUAUGAGAAGGUGGGGGAAGCCACCGAGACGGCGCUGACCUGCCUGGUGGAGAAGAUGAAUGUUUUCAACACAGAUGUGCGGAGCCUGUCCAAGGUGGAGCGUGCCAAUGCCUGCAACUCUGUGAUUAAGCAGCUGAUGAAGAAGGAGUUCACCUUGGAGUUCUCCCGCGACAGGAAGUCCAUGUCCGUAUACUGCUCCCCCGCCAAGGCCUCCCGCGCAGCUGUCAGCAACAAGAUGUUCAUCAAGGGUGCCCCUGAGGGGGUUAUCGACCGCUGUAACUAUGUCCGAGUGGGCACCACCCGUGUCCCCCUCACACCCCUGGUGAAAGACAAGAUCUUGACUGUCAUCAAGGAGUGGGGGACGGGGCGGGACACACUGCGCUGCCUGGCCCUGGCCACACGUGACACCCCCCCCAGGAGAGAAGACAUGGUGCUGGAGGACUCCACCAAGUUUGUCGAGUAUGAGGUGGACCUGACCUUUGUGGGCUGCGUGGGAAUGCUGGACCCACCCCGGAAGGAGGUGAUGGGCUCCAUCCAGCUGUGCCGUGACGCCGGCAUCCGUGUCAUCAUGAUCACGGGGGACAACAAGGGCACGGCCAUUGCCAUCUGCCGCCGCAUCGGGAUCUUCACCGAGGACGAGGAGGUGACGGGCAGGGCCUACACAGGCCGCGAGUUCGACGACCUGCCCCCCGCCGAGCAGCGGGAGGCCUGUAAGCGGGCCUGCUGCUUCGCCCGUGUCGAGCCCGCCCACAAGUCCAAGAUUGUGGAGUUCCUGCAGUCCUUUGACGAGAUCACAGCCAUGACAGGCGACGGGGUGAAUGACGCCCCUGCACUGAAGAAGGCUGAGAUUGGCAUCGCCAUGGGCUCUGGCACAGCCGUGGCCAAGACGGCCUCCGAGAUGGUCCUGGCUGACGACAACUUCUCCACCAUCGUGUCCGCCGUGGAGGAGGGCAGGGCCAUCUACAACAACAUGAAGCAGUUCAUUCGCUACCUCAUUUCCUCCAAUGUGGGCGAGGUUGUCUG
Trachemys scripta elegans is the source of this 2096-nucleotide messenger RNA. RefSeq names its product ATPase sarcoplasmic/endoplasmic reticulum Ca2+ transporting 1 (gene ATP2A1). Gene Ontology annotation, cellular component: membrane. The record is from RefSeq and is a predicted model, not a curated record. Gene Ontology annotation, molecular function: ATP hydrolysis activity; ATP binding; P-type calcium transporter activity. NCBI's taxonomy places the organism in Eukaryota, Metazoa, Chordata, Testudines, Emydidae. Gene Ontology annotation, biological process: calcium ion transmembrane transport; intracellular calcium ion homeostasis.